GUGGGUGUCUCGGUGGGACAGGAACAGUUUCUGCAUCAUCUCCAUUUCCCCACUGCCCAGUCCAGAGUAAGCCUGGGGGAGCAUUUCCUCUCCCAGGAGCCCCUUGAGGACACACUACAGAUGCAGGAAGACGCUGGACAAGGACGGCCCAGCUGAAAGGAGGCGUCCAGGAGAGACCAUGGCUGUAGCCCUGGAAGCCCGGGCACAGGCCUCCCCGCUACCAGAGCCUGAAGAACUCUUGAUUGUCAAGCUGGAGGAGGACUCGUGGAGACCACCAGACUCCCAACCCCGGGAGAAGGACCAUGACCCUGUCCCUGGCCCUGAGGCCUCCCGCCAGCGCUUCAGGCAGUUCCGGUACAGGGAUGCGGCGGGACCCCACGAGGCCUUCAGCCAGCUGUGGGCACUCUGCUGUCACUGGCUGAGGCCGGAGAUCCGCCUCAAAGAGCAGAUACUGGAGUUGCUGGUGCUGGAGCAGUUCCUGACUAUCUUACCCAGGGAGGUCCAGGCCUGGGUACAGGCGCGCCACCCUGAGAGCGGCGAGGAGGCGGUGGCCCUGGUGGAGGAUUGGCACCGAGAGGCGCGGGCCGCGGGACAGCAGGAACUGGAACUGCAUGCAGAAGAGACCAGGUCCUUAAAGACAAUGAAGGAAUCUCAGAGCUUCCAGCUGUGGCCAGCAGAUCACUGGCCCGAGGGACAGUCCCAGAAGCAGUGGGUGAAGAAUCCAUGUCCUGACCUUCCCAAGCAUCUAGACACCAAGAUGGCACCACAGCCCUUGAAAGAGAGUGCUGUCCUCACUCCCCGAGUCCCUACUCUACCAAAGAUGGGGAGCGUUGGAGAUUGGGAGGUGACAGUGGAGUCCCAGGAAGCCCUGGGUCCCGGCAGACACGCUGAGAAGGAGUUCUGCAAGGAUCCCCCAGGAGACAGCUGUGGGAACGGCCUGCCCCUGGGAGUUCCAGUUUCAAAACCAACCAUCAUCUCCCAGCAAGAGCAAGGACCAGAAUCUUGGGGUCCAAGACUUGUAAAUCCUGGACAAAAGAACCCUGCAGAUUAUAGCUGGGAUACUGAGCAAACAAAACCAGCUCAGGCAUUGGCCUGGAGGGAUUCCAAGGCCUGGGAAGAACGAUAUCAGUGGGACGUGGAGGAUGUGAAAGUAUCAGGUGUGCACUGGAGCUAUGAGGAGACUAAGACUUUCCUGGCAAUUUUGAGUGAGUCUCCUUUUUCUGAAAAACUCCGGACUUGUCACCAGAACCGCCAGGUGUACCGGGCCAUUGCAGAGCGGCUGAGGGCACAGGGCUUCCUGCGGACCCUGGAGCAGUGUCGCUACAGAGUCAAAAACCUCCUACGGAAUUACCGGAAAGCCAAGAGCAGCCACCCGCCGGGGACCUGCCCCUUCUAUGAGGAGCUAGAGGCCCUGGUGAGGGCUCGGACGGCCAUCAGAGCCUCAGAUGGCCCAGGAGAGGCUGUGGCUCUCCCCAGGCUUGGGGACAGUGACAUGGAGGUGGAUGAGCAGGAGGAAGGGGGCUGGGAGCCUGAGGAAACAACGGACGACUGUAAUGGUGAUGACAGUCACCUGGCCACUGAAGAGUUCGUCCACGGACCCAGGAUUCCAGGGGGCCCAGCUCUGCUCCAGAGUCGUAUUGCAGGUGUGCACUGGGGCUACGAGGAGACCAAGGCCUUCCUGACCAUUCUCAGUGAGUCCCCAUUCUCUGAGAAGCUUCGCACUUGUCACCAGAACAGCCAGGUGUACCGGGCCAUUGCAGAGCGGCUGUGUGCACAGGGCUUCCUGCGGACCCUGGAACAGUGUCGCUACAGAUUCAAAAACCUCCUUCGAAGCUACCGAAAAGCCAAGAGCAGCCACCCACCUGGGACCUGCCCCUUCUAUGAGGAGCUGGACUUGCUGAUGAGGGCUCGGACUGCGGUUAGAGACAUGGGGACCAGCAAGGAGGCAGUGGGUCUUCCUACUUCUGGGGAGAGUGGUACCCAGGUUGUCAACCAGGAGGCCUGGGAUGAAAUGGCAGGUGAAGAUGCCGUCAGACCUCCAACCCCAGGUCCUAAAACCCCAGACACUGGUUUUGAGAUGAGGCAUGAGGAUGAAGACCAGAUUUCAGAGCAGGACAUUUUUGAAGAUUUUCCUGGAGCCUUAUCAAAGUGUACUGCAGAGGAUGAUUGCUACUCUCAUGAUUGGGGGGAAGAUAGUGAAAAUGAAAAUGAAGGUAAAGGGCAGUGGGGAAAUCCAUCCCAGUAUCAGUGGGAAGAAUGUUCUUCUGAAGAGGACUUAGAAAAACUCAUCGAUCAUCAAGGCCUGUACCUUGCAGAGAAACCCUUCAAGUGUGACACAUGUGUGAAAAGGUUCAGCCGGAAUUCGCAGUUAAUCGCCCACCAGCGGAUACACACAGGUGAGAGGCCCUACAGAUGCCUUGAAUGUGGGAAAAGCUUUAGUGACCGCUCCAACUUCAAUACCCAUCAGAGAAUCCACACUGGAGAGAAGCCCUACAAAUGCCUUGAAUGUGAGAAAAGCUUUAGUGACCACUCCAAUCUCAUCACCCACCAGAGAACGCACACGAGGGUAAAGCCCUAUAAAUGUGGGGAAUGUUGGGAAAGCUUCGCCCAGAGCUCAAACCUUCUGAAACAUCAGAGAAUCCACUUGGGAGGAAAUCCUGAUCACUGUGGUGAGCCUGGGAAAAACUCUGGCCAGAGCCCAUCCUUUAGUGCUCACUGGAGGAACUCAACAGAGGAGACAUCUCGAGAACAAACUCAAAGUGCCAGUAAGAACUUGAAUUCUCCUGGACUGCAAAGCACCAACUCAGGGGAUAAACUUUAUCAGUGUUCCGAAUGUGGAAGAAGCUUCUCCAAGAGUUCUGCCCUCAUCAGUCACCAAAGAAUCCACACCGGAGAGAAACCAUAUGGAUGUGCCGAAUGUGGGAAAAGCUUCAGUAAGAGCUCCACGCUGGCCAACCACCAGCGAACCCACACUGGGGAGAAGCCGUAUGAGUGCGCAGACUGUGGGAAAUGCUUCGGGGAGCGUUCCAAGCUUAUCACACACCAGAGGGUGCACACAGGAGAGAAGCCCUACAGAUGCCUCGAGUGUGGGAAGUUCUUCCGUGACCGUUCCAACCUCAUUACCCACCAGAGAAUCCACACAGGAGAGAAGCCUUAUAAGUGUAGAGAGUGUGGGAAAUGCUUUAACCAGAGCUCCAGUCUUAUUAUUCACCAGAGAAUCCACACCGGGGAGAAACCCUACAAGUGUACGGAGUGCGGCAAAGAUUUCAACAACAGCUCCCACUUCAGUGCCCACAGGAGAACCCAUGCAGGAGGGAAGGCGUCAUAGGAGACAAAAGAGAAAAACAUAUAUUUAAAUCUCCCAAGAUCCUAAGACGUAUGCUAGAAAGAAACUGUCCCAAUUUUUAAGAUUAGUGUGUACCUGGGGAACUUACCUUGGUACAGUCCAGGUAAUUCGGAAGUGAAUUACAAAUGCUAAGGAUCCAGAUUUGAAGGCACUUUUCUUAAGUGUAAUGUGUUUUUUCUCCUGCAAAAAACCCCACACAAUCCUCAGGCUGCCCUUAUAUUUGCUGUCGUGUAAGAGCUUUAUCAGUGUUUGAGCCAGACUGGUAACUGAGGGGAUUAGAGGUAAAUCAGUGAUGCUGAGCAGUGAUUCUAGACCUUGCUGUGCCUUCACACCGUCCACAUGUACACAUGCCCCAUCGGUGUACGUUGGCAAAUUCUCAUACAUGGCCAUUUUCCGUCGGGGCGUAACCUCCUGGGAGAACUUUGAGACUCUCCAGUGAUGGGGGCAUAAUUGAGAAUCAGUGGCCUAGAGCAGGCCACCAUGAGCUUAUCAAAGGGUAGAAACAACAGUGACAUCAUUACUUGGUCAUUAUUAAUAAUAGCAAAAGUAGCCAGCAUCUGUCGAGCUCUUCAGCAGGCUCUGUGCUAAGCACUUUGUAUACAUCAUCUCAUUUACUCCUCCCAGCAGCCCCAGGAGGUACUAAUAUUUUCCCCAUUUCCCAGAAGAGAGAAGUGACUUGCUUGGGUCACACAUAUGAAAAUGGCAGAGGCAGGAUUCAACCAGCUCUGUCUCUAGGGCCUGAGGUGCUCUCACCGCUUCACUGAAUCCCCUUUCACAUUGGGGCAGGUAACGCAGGUGCCAAAGCACUUUGUAGACCACAUUUUCUGUUAAAAUUCCCUAUGAAUUCUGUUUUUAACAAAUAUGGACAUUGAGAAGCCCCAAAGAUUGAAGGACUGGGGAUGUUCACAGUUGGCAAUGUGCUUUGAGCAAGGCUGAGCUCUCAUCAAAGCACUUGAUGUGAAUUUCCAUCUUCACAAUAAUAUGGGUGAGAGACAGAGGUGAGUUGAGAUUGGGAACAAUAAUGUAGCCAAAGUGAUGUUUCUUCCAAUGAGAUACAGUUUUGGCUAAGGAAAUGGGGUUUUUAAGAAUUUCCCUUUUUCUCAGGGGGUCAGCCCUGCGUCUUGUUAGACUUGGCUGGAUCAUAGGUUGAACCUUAAGAAACCUGGGCUCGCUGGCCAGUGCUCACUCACCCUGGUGUGUUGGCCCCCUGGCCCUUUCCCUCCAUGCACAGCAGAAGCUUUGCGCCAAGGCUGAGGCAGAAGGGGGGUGGAAGGAGCGGUGUGUGUGGAGUGCCGCGGAGGGGGCUUUGAAGGCUAUUGCUUAGUCCAGGUUCAUGGUGCACUCUUACUCUGAGCCAUCUCGGCCCAGACCUACCCAGUGCUGUCUAAAUGUUGGCCGUAAAGACCUGCCUCCAGCUCCAACAGGCUCAAUCAGAAAGGUUCACACAGGAUGGUUUCCUAGUUCGCAGCGCUUUGGCCUCCAGGAUUUCUCCUCAGGAGGGUUAAACAAUGUUGGCCAAGGACUAUGGUUUCCAAAGGAUUUUAAAGGAGCAUCCCUCUCCUGACACGCGCCUAUGAUACUGGGAAUGCCGUUCAUACCCUGGCUCGUUCAUCAACUUGGGAAGUACUAUUAGAUAGUAGAUGUGAGGGAACCUUGAAGAGUGGAACUCUCUGCAUGUGAAGCACUCAGUGGGGAGAUUGGCACUCCCACCGACGCUUAUCACUCCUUAGUCCCUUCCUCGGCUUCCCAGAACCUGCUUACCUCGGAUCACUGCCUGUCACCCCCUUCCCAGUUUACCUCUCCUGGCUCACCUUAUCUCUGAGGAGCAGGGCCCGUGAGUGAGCCCUGGCUAUGAACCACCAGGUGUCAGUAAUUGCAACAGUAGGAUGGUGGGUAGGGGACCACCUGAGCCAAGAGGAAGGAUCCUGGAGGAAGGGAAGGGAGGUCCAGGGAAAGACCAAGUGGUGUGAAAUAGCAUGGCUUCAGGGUGGGGCUGGGACCAUAACUUCUUGGCUCUAUUGGGGUGUAAACGGGAGGUGAGGAGUGUUAGGAGCUCAGAUUGGAAGGGUGCGGGGGUGGGUCAUGGAGGACCUCGUGGCUGCCGAGGGAGACAUGGUCAGAUGCGCGUUGUUGAAACCUAAUAGCUCAACGGAACCUGGCUAUGCUGCAGUUAGGACAGCCUGUUGGGACACUGUUGCAAUAUUCCAGUUAAACGUGAGGGUCUGAACUAGAGCAGGGGUAAUGUUGAAGAGGAGGGGAUGAUUUGAGAGGUUCCGCAGGCAGAAUUGAGGACAGCAGAGGAAAGCCAGGAUGGCUGGGUGGCUGGUGGAGCCUGCCGUCAUUCAGAACUGGGAUCACAGGAGGAGGUGCAGAUAGGGCAGGAGGGCAGAAGAGCAGAAGUUUAAUUUAGGGCAUUUUGGUUAGGGACAUCCAACAGGCGAUACGAUACGCAGCAGGCAUUUGGAUAUCUGGGCCUGAAGCUGGGGGGAGGUUAGGACUAGAGAGUUAUCUGUAUGCUUGGGAGUUACCUUCAUGUUCAAGUCAUAGAAAGGCUGGGCCCGGGACAGAACUGGAGAAGCACCACGUGUAGAGGAAGAUGCCCCUCAGAGGAGAUCUAGACUACCCCCCAGUCCCACCACCUCCUGUGCACUCCAGCCAACUUUCGGACACUGCCUCAAUCGCUGCUGACACCGGAAUUCUCAAUGUAGUUCUGAAUUUCCUGGAACCUUCCCUGUAGAAGCCAAGCUGAGCUCUGUGUAAAAGUGAGAUAAUGGCUCUCUCCCCUCCCAAGCAUCACCUGUUCCCCUGCUCUUGGAAGUGUGCUGGUGUCUCAUGUUCUCAAGUGAACAGUUUUGAUGUUUAUUACCUAUUGGUCCUUUCUUGUAACUCAGGUUCAGUCAUGAAAUCAAGGGCAUUGUGGGCCAGGAGAGAAAGUGGCCCAGGAGGACCUUCUCUCCUUGUGUACCUGACUCUUCCUUUGGAAGAAGUUCCCUUUCAGGUGGCUUCCAUGUUUGGGGCCCGACCCAUCACUCUGCCAGGGCACCCAGACAUCCUCCAACAGGUCUUUGCUGCUCAAAUAAACCGACAUCUGGUUUGACACACCCCGAGCCUUGUUACCGUCAGUCUGCUCUUGGGAAGUAGAUUCACUCUGCAGAAUGGGCGGUUUCUCAGCCUGCGUGGCCACAGGUCAGAUCCUGGUCAUGGGAGACAGAAGCGGUACCUGCCUCCCUGGGUAGGUGUUUUGUGUGAGCUGCAUCUCCUUCCUUGAUUUCUGUACCCUCCACCCCAGGAGGGGCAUUGGCUCCUUAGAGGUGACUAAAGGGCACCACCAAGACUCAUUCCACAGACUCCUCAGCAGGCAGCAGACCCUAAGGUAGCGGCAGGGAAAGGGGGGACCAGGCUGCUUUAGAUACCCGUUUCUGUUCGUGGGCCUUGGCCCCAGCUGCUGAAGGCACGGUCCUGGCUGCCUCAGCUUUAACGUGUCCCCCAGCCCCCAGCCUGAAGGAGUCAGGCAACUCGGUCCUCCCGUGCUGGAAAAUGUAGCAGCCGGGUCCCCUGGGUUCUCCCUGCCUCAUCCUGUCUGGGGCCCGCAGUGGCGAUGGCUCUCCAGCUUCGGGCUGCAGAAAAGACUCCCUUUAGUCAGUCUGUGGAGAAGAGUGACACCCUUUGGGGCCGGGGGUGCGGAGGCUUUGAAGUAUGAAUGUAGUGACGUCUGGGGUGCGUGUGGGUGGCAGGCAGUCUCGUCCCCCAGGCCGCCCUGGGUCUCUGUAGCCCAGCCUUGGGGCCCAGGCCUGCUUCUCCAUACACUCCGUUCCAUUUGCAUGUUUACCGCUGUGUAGAUGCUGAUAACUUCCAGGUGGCCUGGCGGCCAGCCCUACUUGGGUCCCUCCUGGGCCCUCCAGCCCCGUGUCCACCCGCUGCUGCCUCCGGCCUCUUGGUCCACCGCUCAGCACGGGCGUUCACGUGCACACUUGGGCUCACAGAAAGCCGCCUCCGCCCAGCAAGAUGUGCACAUCCAGACAUGGACCCCCAGACACACGCUGUCACUUCUAAGGACAUUUUCCAGUUGGGCUGUGGUUGCCCAGCGGCCUAGAAAGUCUUUUUCUGAACAGACUCAGAAUCAAGUGAAACAUCACCUGACCUCAAUUUUGAUCCCACCCUUCCUUUGGAUGUCCCUUAGCCUCUGCCUCUUAGCAGCAAACGCCCAUCUUAAGCCCCUGUCACUGCCUACAAGAGGUUAGUUCUGCCUGUAGUGGGAGGUCAGGAAGGCUUUGCCGGUGAGGUGGGGUUCAGGCUGGGCUUUGGGGUCGAGGGUGACAGACGUUUGUCUUCUCCCGCCGCCCGUGGCUGGUUCUCUCUGCACACUCCCAACAUCAGUAUUACCACCACCUUAUCUUUAGCACCACUUCCCCCCUCACUCUGGUUUUAGGCAAAUCUGGAAUGACUUCCAAAUGCAGUUUUUUGGGGUGUCGAGUUUCUCACCUCACUGUGACUUCCCCCAGCCAACCCUGUGGCAGAAAGAUAACCUCAUCUCCCUCUGGGGCCUCGCUCCCCUGGUCCUUGUCAUGAACCCCAGUGACCCUAGCCUAUGCUGCUGGGAGGGAAGGCAGAGAGCUCAAGAGCCCCUCUUCUUCUCAGCCUGCAGCCGGUUCUCCCACUUCUCAAGGCAGAGAGCUGCUUUGUCCUGGGAGCCACUAGGUUAAGUCAAGGCCAGAAUCCAAUGAGACCAUUUUGCCGAAACUCACUAGGGAUCGAUUUUCUAGUCAGGGCAUGGCUAGUGAUCCUCUUUGCGUGUGAAGAUGAUUCUGAUCUGGUCUGCCGUUACAUUGUGCUUCUUUCUAUAGUUUCUAUAGUCACGUUUAUUUUUCACAUUUUCAUUGUAGGAAAAUACCCCAUAAUCUUGCCAUCCAGAGGAUGAGGGCCAUGGGAGGCAAGAUGAAGAAAACAGGUCUACAGCUAAGGCUACUUCUGGAUCGGCUUUAUGGGUCCAUCUGAGCUCAAGCAGGAGAGGAGCCACGGGCAGGGGUUGACGGAGCUGUGGUCACUGGAAUCUCUUGAGAGUCACUGGGGGUCAGGGAGCCCUACUUUGGUGCCAGACAGCUAGUGUGACACAGAGGGGAAAGGGGUCUUCUCCCUCCUUCUGCACAGAACACAGCUUGGCUUUAGUGCUUUGGGGAAUUCAAAGACCACAGAGUCGCUUCUGCGUAGUUAGAGGCGGUAGAGACCAGCAGAAGGUGGGUCAAGGGGCUGCUCUGGAGGCAGUGGUGAGGAGCUCUGCAUGCAGACUGCACCCAGGGUGCCAGGCCAGGAGCACCCUCUACGGACAGCACCCGGUAAGGGCUUGUUCAGGAUCACAUACGAAGUCCCUAACACAACCCCACUCCUUGCAGUUGCCCAGAAAUAGACGGAGGAGGUGAGGCUACCUGGGCUGAAGGUCACGCUAAACCCAUCCGGCGUGUCCUGGUUGGGGGAAGAGAAAACAGUGGUGUUAUCUCAGGGACCUUUCUUGAGCAACUAAUUUCUUAGACAUUUGUGAUUGAUUUUCGUUCCCUGUUAGUGACUAUGGCAUUAAAAUGGAUUAAAUUUUGGCCACUAGGAGGCGCAGAGAUUUAAGGUCCAAGUCUAAAAACACAACAGGCUCUUUUGAUUUUCCAUUUGUGCAUCAACCCCUGCCUUCAUUUUAUUUGGCUUUGUUUUCACUUCCCGAUCCUUUAUUAUUUUCUUCUUCCUGUGAUAUUAUGUACAUCUCUUAA
Molecule: messenger RNA, 9099 nt
Organism: Physeter macrocephalus (sperm whale)
Lineage: Eukaryota; Metazoa; Chordata; Mammalia; Artiodactyla; Physeteridae
Gene: ZSCAN20
Product: zinc finger and SCAN domain containing 20
Exons: 9
Coding region: 179-3328 (1049 amino acids)
Biological process (GO): regulation of gene expression
Cellular component (GO): nucleus
Source: RefSeq, a predicted model, not a curated record